This is a messenger RNA of Hippopotamus amphibius kiboko, 8217 nucleotides long. It is a transcript of the gene TEP1, whose product is annotated as telomerase associated protein 1. NCBI's taxonomy places the organism in Eukaryota, Metazoa, Chordata, Mammalia, Artiodactyla, Hippopotamidae. The transcript has 54 exons. The record is from RefSeq and is a predicted model, not a curated record. Gene Ontology annotation, cellular component: telomerase holoenzyme complex. Gene Ontology annotation, molecular function: telomerase RNA binding; protein binding; telomerase activity. Bases 205 to 8097 code for a protein of 2630 amino acids. Gene Ontology annotation, biological process: telomere maintenance via recombination.
CCACCGCGGAGCCGAGCGCCGGGUCGUCUUCCUGCUGCCGAGGACCCUGCGGUCCGCCUGACAGCCAGCUGCUCCAGGCCCGGGCGGCUCCGGGGAGGGUCGGGCGCCAGCUGGCCCCGGGCCCGGGUCUAGGCGUGGGCUCGGCCGCCGGGGCCGGUGGAAAGGGCCUAGCGCGGCCAGGCAUAUACUGGUUGGGCUUCAGCCAUGGAGAAACUCCAUGAGCAUGUGUCUGCCCACUCAGACAUCCUCUCCUUGGAGAACCAGUGCCUGGCCACACUUCCUGACCUGAAGACCCUGAAGAAACCACAUGGGCAUGUGUCUGCCCACUCAGACAUCCUCUCCUUGGAGAACCGGUGCCUCGCCACACUUCCUGACAUGAAGAUCUUGGAGAAACCACGUGGGCAUGUGUCUGCCCACUCAGACAUCCUCUCCUUGGAGAACCGGUGCCUGGGCACACUUCCUGACCUGAAAACCUUGGAGAAACCACAUAGGCAUGUGUCUGCCCACUCAGACAUCCUCUCCUUGGAGAACCGGUGCCUGGCCACGCUUCCUGACGUGAAGAUCUUGGAGAAACCACGUGGGCAUGUGUCUGCCCACUCAGACAUCCUCUCCUUGGAGAACCGGUGCCUGGCCACACUCCCCAUUCUAAAGAGCACUGUGUCUGCCAGCCUCUUAACCCAGAGUCUCCAGAUAUCUCACAUGGUGCAAGCUGACCUGUGCAGCCUGAACACCAGCCACCACCUGCCGUCUGAGCCUCCAGCCUCAAGGGCUCAGUGCUCCUCUGAGGGUCUAGGCCAUCCGACCUGCCCCAGGAUCUUGAAAACCAUCUCUGCCACAGAGAGAGCUCAGGAAACAGCUUUGGGUCAAUGGUCUUCUCCAGGAGAGAAAAAGCCAGAAGACAAGGAAUGGGCAGAGGCUCAAAUGCCUUUUUAUAGUCUAAGCUUGGGAGAGGAGGAGGAUGUGGAGGAGCUGGCCCCGAAGCUCACCUAUGGGGACUGUGAAUCUCGUUCUGAGCCUACUGACCAGGCCCUUCAGGAAAAGAAGAUGGUUCUAAUGAGCUUUCUGUAUUCUCUUCCGGCGUCAAAUGUAAGCACAAAUGAUGCAGAUUACUCUGCCCAGGCUUUCCUCCUCCAAGUCUGUAGUGAACUUGCCUCCUUGGAGCCUGAAUUUAUCCUCAAGGCAUCUCUGUAUGCCAGGCAGCAGCUGAAUGUCCGGGAUGUGGCCAACAAAGUCUUGGCCAUUGCUGCCUCCUUGCCAGCCUGCCGCCCCCACCUGCGACGAUAUUACUGUGCCAUCGUCCAGCUGCCUUCUGAUUGGAUCCAGGUAGCCAGGUUCUACCAGCACCUGACUGGAGAAGAGGUCAAGCUGGCACCCCUGCCUGCCUGCCUGCGUGCUGCGAUGACGGACAAAUUUGCCCAGUUUGAUGAGUACCAGCUGGCUAAGUACAACCCUCGGAAGCACCGGGCCAAGAGGCGCCCCCUCCGGCGACCCCGCCCUCCAUUUGAGGCAACCUGCCGUGCAAUGUCAGAGAAAAAGAGUGAGCCAAGGUUCACCCUGAAGAAGUUGGUACAGAGACUGCACAUCCAUGAGCCUGCACAGCUUGUCCAGGCCCUCCUGGGCUGCAGAUACCCCCCCAACCUACAAGCCUUUUCUCGAAGUCGCCUCCCAGGGCCCUGGGAUUCUAGCAGAGCUGGGAAGCGGAUGAAGCUUGCUCGGCCAGAGACCUGGGAGCGGGAGCUGAGCUUGCGGGGGAACAAAGCUUUCAUCUGGGAGGAGCUCAUCGACAGGGGGAAGCUUCCCUUCAUGGCCAUGCUUCGGAAUCUGUGCAACCUGCUGCGGGUUGGAAUCAGUGCCCGCCACCACGAGCUUGUGCUCCAGAGACUCCAGCAUGCUAAGUCGGUGAUCAACAGUCGGCAGUUUCCAUUCAGGUUCCUUAAUGCUCAUGAUUCCAUCAAUGUCCUUGAGGCUCAACUUGAAAAGAAUGAGUUGCCACUUCCUUCCAACACAAAACUGAUAGAGCAGAUAAUUAAAAACACAAGAUAUGGCAAGAAGCAUGGCUAUUCCUGGCAGCUUUGCAAACCAAGUCGUCGGGAACUUCGGGCAGCAAUGAGGAUCCCUGAGAUAUAUGAGCAGCUCAAGCGGAAGAAGCUGAAAAUGCACAAGGCCAGACAGUGGAAAUAUGACCGUGAGAUGCUGGCUCGGUAUCGACAGGCCCUGGAGACAGCUAUAAACAUCGCCGUCAAACACAGCCUGCCCCCGCUGCCAGGCCGCACCAUCUUGGUCUAUCUGACGGAUGCUGAUGCAGACAAGAUCCUUCCCAAGAGCAACCCACAAGGGCCCCCCCUGAACUACGUGCUGCUGUUGAUUGCAAUGAUGAUGGCACGGACGGAGCAGGUGGAUCUCUUGCUGUGUGGAAGUGGCACUGUGAAGCCUGCUGUGAUUAAGGCAGAGGAUGGUAUCCUGAAGGCUGCCACCGAACUCCAAGCUCAAGUCCAGGAAUUGGAUGAAAAUUGUGAAUGGUCUCUGACUACUUUUGGGAAACAUUUGCUGUCCCUGGCUACCCAAAGGGUCCCUGUGGACAGGGUCAUCGUCUUUGGCCACACUGCAGAUGAGAAUCUGAUCAAUGCAGCCAAACAGAUUUUCUGGCAGCAUGUGAAUCCCAAGUGCCUCUUUGUUGGUGUUCUCCUGAGAAGUACAGGUUACCUGUGUACGAAUUUGAAUCCCAAUGACGUGACACUCUCAGGCUGUACUGACGGGAUACUGAAGUUCAUUGCAGAGCGUGGGGCCUCCUGCCUUCUAGAACAUGUGGGCCAAAUGGACAAAAUAUUCAAGAUUCCACCACCCCCAGGGGAGACAGGGGUCCAGUCUCUGCGGCCACUGGAAGUGAAUACUCCAAGCCCCUUGGCUCCUAUUUCCCAGCUUGGAUGGCGCACCGUCCGGCUUUUCAUUUCCUCCACCUUCCGGGACAUGCAUGGGGAGCGGGACCUGCUGCUGAGGUCCCUGCUGCCAGCACUGCAGGCCCGAGCGGCCCCCCACGGCAUCAGCCUUCAUGCCAUAGACCUGCGCUGGGGCGUCACCGAGGAGGAGACCCGUCGGAACAGGCAGCUGGAAGUGUGCCUCGGGGAGGUGGAGAACUCGCAGCUGUUUGUGGGGAUCCUGGGCUCCCGCUAUGGCUACGUUCCCCCCAACUACAGCCUCCCUGACCAUCCUCACUUCCGCUGGGCCCAGCAGUACCCUUCAGGUCGCUCUGUGACAGAGAUGGAGGUGAUGCAGUUCCUGAAUCGGGGCCUCCGCCUGCAGCUCUCUGCCCAGCCUCUCAUCUACUUCCGGGAUUCUAGCUUCCUCAGCUCUGUGCCAGAUGCCUGGAAGUCUGACUUUAUUUCUGAGUCUGAAGAGGCUGCCCAUCGGAUCUCAGAACUGAAGAGCUACCUGAGCAGACAGGAAGGGAUCACCUGUCACAGAUACCGUUGUGCGUGGGGCGGUGUGGCAGCUGGCCGGCCCUACGUUGGGGCGCUGGAGGAGUUUGGGCAGCUGGUUCUGCAGGAUGUGUGGAAUAUGAUCCAGAAGCUUUACCUACAGCCUGGGGCCCAGCCGGAGCAGCCAGAGCCCGUUCCAGAUGAUGACUUGGUCCAGGCCACCUUUCAGCAGCUGAAGAACCCACGGAGUCCUGCCCGACCGCGCCUUCUUCAGGGCACAGUGCAGCAGCUCAUGCAGCACCAGGGGAGGCUGAGCCUGAUGACCGGGCAGUCGGGACAGGGCAAGACUGCCUUCCUGGCAUCCCUUGUGUCAGCCCUGCAGGCUCCCGAGGGGGCCACGGUGGCCCCGUUAGUCUUCUUCCACUUUUCAGGGGCCCGCCCUGACCAGGGUCUGGCCCUCCUCCUGCUCAGACGCCUCUGUGCCUAUCUGCAUAGCCACCUGCAAGAGCCAAGUGCCCUCCCCAGCACCUACCGGGGCCUGGUGUGGGAGCUGCAGCAGAGGCUGCUGCCCGCGUCUGCUCGGUCCCUGAAAUCCGGCCAGCGUCUGGUGCUGGUCAUUGAUGGGGCUGACAGGUUGGUAGACCAGCAUGGGCAGCUGAUCUCGGACUGGAUCCCAAAGACCCUUCCCCGGUGGGUGCACUUGGUGCUGAGCGUGUCCAGUGAUUCAGGCCUGGGGGAGACCCUUGAGCGGAACCAAGGUGCCCACGUGGUGGCCCUGGGGCCCCUGGAGCCGUCUGCCCGGGCCCGGCUGGUGCGAGAGGAGCUGGCUCUGUACGGGAAGCGGCUGGAGGAGUCACCUUUUAACAACCAGAUGCGGCUGCUGCUGGUGAAGCGGGGCUCAGCCCUGCCGCUCUACCUGCGCUUGGUCACCGAUCACCUGAGGCUCUUCACGCUCUAUGAGCAGGUGUCUGAGAGACUUCGGGCCCUGCCCGCCACUGUCCCCCUGCUGCUGCAGCACAUCCUGGGCACCCUGGAGCAAGAGCACGGCCCCAGUGUCCUUCCCCAAGCCUUGGCCACUCUUGAGGUCACACGCAGUGGUCUGACUGUGGACCAGUUGCAUGGAGUCUUGAGUGCAUGGCGGAUACUUCCCAGGGGGACCAAGACCUGGGAAGAAGCAGUGGCUGCUGGUAACAGCGGGGACCCCUACCCCAUGGGCCCAUUCGCCUCCCUCAUCCAGAGUCUGCGCAGUUUGCUAGGGGAGGGACCCCUGGAACGUCCCGGCGCCCGGCUUUGCCUCCAGGAUGGGCCCCUGAGAACAGCUGCUAAAUGUCGCUAUGGGAAGAGGGCAGAGCUGGAGAAGACAGCACACAUCCUCAUCGCAGCUCAGCUCUGGAAGACGUGUGACCCUGAUGCCUCUGGUACCUUCCGAAGUUGCCCUCCUGAAGCUCUGGGAGACCUGCCUUAUCACCUGCUCCAGAGUGGGAACCGUGGUCUUCUCGCAAAGUUCCUCACCAGUCUCCACGUGGUGGCCGCACAUCUGGAACUGGGGCUGAUCUCUCAGCUCCUGGAGGCCCAUGCCCUCUAUGCUUCCUCAGUCCCUGAUGAGGAGCAGAAGCUUCCUGAGGCUGAUGUUGCUGUAUUCCACACCUUCCUGAGGCAGCAGGCUCCAGUCCUCAGCCAGUACCCACUGCUCCUGCACCAGCAGGCAGCAAAUCAGCCUCUGGAUUCACCUCUUUGCCGCCAGGCCCCCCAGCUCGCCCAGCGAUGGCAUCUCCAGCGCAUCCUACGUUGGCUUAAUAAACCCCAGACCCUGGGGGGCCAGCAAAGCUCCAGCCUGUCCCUGGCAGCUUCCUCAUCCCCUACAGCCGUGGCCUUCUCCCCCAAUGGACAAAGAGCAGCUGUGGGCACUGCCAAUGGGACGGUUUACCUGUUGGACCUGAGAACCUGGCAGGAGGAGAGGUCUGUGGUGAGUGGCUGCGAUGGGGUCUCCUCUUGUUCGUUCCUCUCGGACAACGCCCUCUUUCUUACUGCCUUCGACGGGCUCCUGGAGCUCUGGGACCUGCAGCAUGGCUGUCGGGUGCUCCAGAUGCAGGCUCACCAGUACCAGAUCACCGGCUGCUGCCUGAGCCCAGACCGCAGGCUGCUGGCCACCGUGUGCCUGGGGGGAUGCCUGAAGCUGUGGGACACGGUCAGGGGGCAGCUGGCCUCCCAGCACACCUGUCCCAAGCCCCUCAACUGCGUUGCUUUCCACCCAGAGGGGCAGGGGAUAGCCAUUGGCAGCUGGGCUGGCAGUUUCAGCGUCUUCCAGGUGGAUGGGCUCAAGGUCACCAAGGAACUGGGGGCCCCAGGAGCCUCCGUCCGUACCUUGGCCUUCCGUGUGCCUGGGCGGGUUGUGGCUGUGGGCCGGCUAGACGGGAUGGUGGAGCUGUGGGCCUGGCGGGAGGGGGCGCGGCUGGCCGCCUUCCCUGCCCACCAUGGCUUUGUAGCCGCUGCCCUUUCCCUGCGUGCUGGGUGCCAGUUACUGACGGCUGGAGAGGACGGCAAGGUGCAGGUGUGGUCCGGGUCUCUGGGUCGACCCCGUGGUUGCCUGGGCUCCCCCUCUCUCUCUCCUGCCCUCUCCGUGGCUCUCAGCCCAGAUGGUGAUCAGGUCGCGGUUGGGUACCGCGCGGACGGCAUUCGGAUCUACAGAAUUUCUUCAGCUUCCCAGGGGGCUCAGUGUCAAGCACUGGGUGUGGCAGUGUCCGCACUGGCCUGGCUCAGCCCUAACGUGUUGGUGAGUGGUGCAGAAGAUGGGGCCCUGCAGGGCUGGCUGCUCCAGGGAGGCUCCCUCCAGUCACUCUGGCUCUUGUCCAGACACCGGAAGCCUGUGCUGGGACUGGCCACCUCCCCCGAACUCUUGGCUGCUACCUCAGAGGACUUCACAGUGCGGCUGUGGCCAAGGCAGUUGCUGACACUGCCACAAAAGACGGAAGAUUUCCCCUGUGGCACUGAGCUCCGGGGACACGAGGGCCCCGUGAGCUGCUGUAGCUUCAGCACGGAUGGAUGCAGCCUGGCCACUGGGGGCAGGGACCGGAGUCUGCUCUGCUGGGAUGUGAGGACACCCAAAGCCCCUGUUCUGAUUUGCUCCUUCUCUGCCUGUCACCGAGACUGGGUCACUGGCUGUGCCUGGACCAAAGACAACCUCCUGGUCUCCUGCUCCAGUGACGGCUCUGUGGGGCUGUGGGACCCAGAGUCGAGACAGCAGCUCUGUCAAUUCCUGGGUCAUCAGAGUGCUGUGAGCGCCGUGGUGGCCGUGGAGGAGCACGUGGUAUCCGUGAGCCGAGACGGGACCUUGAAAGUGUGGGACCAUCAGGGUGUGGAGUUGACCAGCAUCCCUGCUCACUCAGGACCCAUCAGCCACUGUGCAGCUGCCCUGGAGCCCCGUGCAGCUGGCCAGCCGGGGUCAGAGCUUCUGGUGGUGACUGUUGGAUUGGAUGGGGCCAUGCGGUUGUGGCAUCCACUCUUGGUGUUUCAAACACACACCCUCCUGGGACACAGUGGCCCAGUCAGUACAGCUGCGGUUUCAGAGACCUCGGGCCUCCUGCUGACCGCCUCAGAGGAUGGUUCCAUACGGCUCUGGCAGUUACCUGAAGGAGCAGAUGACACAUAUAUACCCAGGAGUCCUGCAGCCAUCACUGCUGUGGCCUGGGCCCCAGACGGUUCUGUAGCUGUGUCUGGGAAUCAAGCUGGCGAGCUCACCUUGUGGCAGGAAGCUAAGGCUGUGGCCACAGCACAGGCUCCAGGCCGCAUCAGUGCUCUGAUCUGGUACUCAGCCCACACCUUGAUUGUUGUCAGUGCUGAUGAAAAAGUCAGCGAGUGGCGAGUGGAACUGCAGAAGGGUUCAACAGUCAGAAAUUUCAGUCUUCACCUGAACCGAGUUCUGCAGGAGGAUCUAGGGUUCCUGACAGGUGUAGGCCUGGCCCCUGAUGGUCAUGGCCUCAUCUUGGCCAAAGCGGAUUUGCAGUUACUGUACAUGAAGCCAGGUGAUGAGCCCACUGUAAUCUGGAGAGACUAUACAACAGAUCCUAUGAUGUUGUCCACCCACCAGGACUAUGGUGUGCUUGUCCUGCAGUCCAUGAGGCUUACAGUUCUUUCUCUCUCAAGCCAAAAGGAAUUAAGAGAGUUUGAAGAGUGCCCGGAAUUUAAUCUGAGCUUAGAUAAUCCUAGUAAGACCCUCAUAUCAGUAACUCAGGCCAAACCUGAAUCUGAGUCCUCAUUUUUGUGUGCAAGCUCUGAUGGGAUGCUGUGGAACCUAGCCAGAUGCAACGCUGAAGGAGAAUGGGCCACAGAUAAUAUCUGGGAGGAAAAAGCAGAAAUGCCUCAAAUCCAGACUCCAGAGACGGACCAGUGUAUAAGUACUGACACGUAUACCUGCCCAACAUUCCCACAGCUAAAGACGCGGCAGCGUAGAAAGAUUCACACGGGCUCUGUCACAGCCCUCCACGUGCUGCCUGAGUUGCUGGUGACAGCUUCAAAGGACAGAGAUGUUAAACUGUGGGAGAGACCCAGUAUGCAGCUGCUGGGCCUGUUCCGAUGUGAAGGAGCAGUGACCUGCCUGGAACCUUGGCUGGGUCCUAACUCUACCCUGCAGCUCGCAGUGGGAGACACACAGGGCAAUGUAUACUUUCUGUCCUGGGAAUGAAGAUCACUGCUCGAGGCAGAGAGACCCCUUGUUCUGGAGAUGCAAAGCCUGAAGACACCAGUGGCUACGUUCUUGAUACAGUUAUAUAAAUAAAAGGUCAAAAAAUCUCAUGUGCAGUCC